AGCCUAAACUCUGAAUGGUUAAGCGGAAAGGGGGAGGAAAGAAGCAAGUUCUUCAUUUGUCACAGUUUCUAGGAGAUGCAGCCCCAGUAACACCAGUAGCUCCUCCUGUUUGGAGUGACGAUUGUCCUACUGAUCUUAGUAUUCCAGCUAAAUCGACGUACGAUGGACCAAGCAUUGAUCGAGUGGAUAUAAGCUCGCUACCAAGCGCUCCCCGAGCCCAAAGAGAAGGAAGCUUUGAUCCCAGUAAAGUUCCUAGGAAUCCACCGUUCACAGCUUACGUAGGAAACCUACCAUUCGAUACUGAGGAUGAAGAUGUUGAUAAGAUGUUCGCCAGGAAUACGGUGAAGGAAGUGCGACUUCUGAAGGAUAAGGAGACAGGUCAUUUCAAAGGAUUCGGCUAUGUCGAAUUUGAAACAGCAGAGGGGUUGGUCGAGGCUUUGAAGAUGAACGAGAAGAUGAUACGAGGACGUCCCAUUAAAAUAGAUGUUGCCACGACUGCUGGAAAUAGAGAAGGAUCCACAGACCGGUGGGAUAGAGACAGAAAUAACAACGAUGGCGAACGAGGAGAACGACAACCUUACGUAGACACCACUAGUGAUGAUUGGAGACGAGAUGUUAAACCCCAAGAUGACAGUGCCCCUGCCCCAUACGAGAGAAGAGGCCCAAGACGGUACGAUGACGACGGCGAUAGCCCCAGAAGCAGAAGAAAUGACGAUGAACCUGAUACGUUUUCUCGGAGCGACUUUGGUACUAAACAGAAUGAGGCUGCCAAAGAAAGCACUUAUAAACCAAGAUUCCGGAAUGAUGAACAUGACGACCGGGGUGACAGAGGUGAUAGUGGUGCUGAUAGAGGAGCUUGGGGUCGUGGUGGUGACAGAGGAGGUGAUAGUGAUAAAGGAGCUGAUAGAGGAGCAUGGGGACGUGGAGGUGGUGACCGUGUUGAUCGUGAUAGUGAUAGAGGUGACCGGCCAGAGAGAGGAGCAUGGGGUCGUGGUGGUGGCGGUGACCGCGACGGUGGUGGUGACCGCGACCGUAGUGGAGACCGUGAAGAUAGAGAAGAAAAACCGUGGGUUCGUCAUGGUGAGGAUGGCACAGAUUCACCCUCUGAACGUCCCAGACUCAACCUGAAGCCUAGGACCGCUCCUAUCGCUGAAGCCCCGAAGAGCGACAAACCAUGUGAUAAACCAAGCCCAUUCGGUAGAGCAAAACCAGUGGAUGUCAAAGAAAAAACAGAGGAUAUCAGAGAGGGCCCCGAGGGUGGCGAGAUAAAAGCAGCACCUGAGAGGAAGGAAGCACCAAAGUCAAAUCCAUUCGGAGCAGCUAAGCCAGCUGAUACAGCAGGCUGGAGAAGUGCCAGAAUGCAGGGUACUGGUCCAAUAAAAACACCCACCGCUCAGAAAGUACCUACUCUAACGAAGGACGAGGUCUCAGAUGAACUUAUCUCCGAUUCCAACAAGUUCAUGGUACUGGAUGAAGAGGAAUCGAUGUGAUUUGUUUUUUUAGGAAGUUGAUAAUUUGGACUUUCUGUUAAACCGAAACCAAGUGUUUCCUCAUUAAACUACGCCUUUAGGUUGCUCAUUUAAUACGGGAUUCUAGACUAUUUAUGUUUUUAUUAUGGAACUGUACCAAA
This is a messenger RNA of Bolinopsis microptera, 1630 nucleotides long. RefSeq lists its product as uncharacterized. The transcript is spliced from 8 exons. NCBI's taxonomy places the organism in Eukaryota, Metazoa, Ctenophora, Tentaculata, Lobata, Bolinopsidae. Bases 15 to 1490 code for a protein of 491 amino acids. The record is from RefSeq and is a predicted model, not a curated record. Gene Ontology annotation, molecular function: RNA binding.